UCUGCUCUGAACCAGACUGUGACAUCUGAACCACAAUCUCAGCAGCUGCUGAAGAUUCAGACAUCCUCCAAACGCUCCACACUCCAGGUGAGCACCGAAGCUCUCGAUGAUGCCUCCUUCCUCCAACUUCAGCGGUGGAGGAUCUGGCGAGGAGAAGCAGUGCAUCGUCAACGACCAGAUGGGACCUUUCGUUGUCCUCUACAUCCUCAUCUUCGUCAUCAGUCUGCCUGGAAACCUGCUGUCCGUGUGGGCCUUCAUCCGCAGCCCCCGAGCCACGCAGCAGAACGCCAGCGUCUACCUGGUCAACCUGCUGGUGGCCGACCUGCUGCUGCUGCUCGCGCUGCCCUUUAAGAUCCUUUAUGACCUCGGGUCGGCGUCGUGGAGCCUCAUGGUGUUCCACUGCCAGGCCAGCGCCGUCACCAUCUACAUCAGCCUCUACGCAUCCAUCGCCUUCCUCGCCUUCAUCAUAAUUGACCGCUACAUGCAGGACUGCCACUCUCUGCGCUCUCUGCGGCUGCAGGAGGUCGGCUUCUCCCGGCUGCUGACGCUGGUCGUCUGGCUGCUGCUGCUGCUCAUCAUGGUGCCCAACAUGGUCCUGCCCACUCAGGAAGUAAAGGAGCAGCGGUACCUCAGCUGUUCAUCACUGAAGACGGACAUCGGCCUCCACUGGCACGCCCUGACCGUCUUCCUCUGCACGGCUCUGUUCCUCAACGCCUCCAUCGCCGUGCUCGUCUCCUGCGGUCUGGCUCUCAAAAGACUCCUGGGCAGUCGCAAGGAUCCCAAACUCUGGGUCGACGCCAGGCAGGCAGCGGGGAAUGUGACGGCCGUGGCGUUGGCCUACAUAGUCAGCUUCGUGCCCUACCACGUCGUCCGGACGCCGUACACGUUGGCCCAGACCAAAGUCAUCACAGACUGCCAGACCAGGCGGCAGCUGUUUCUGGGGAAGGAGUGGACGCUGCUGCUGAGCGUGCUGCACCUCUGCUUCGACCCCCUGCUCUUCUUCUACCUCUACGCGCCGUUCAGACAGACGAUCUGCAGGAUGUUCCCCUGCUGCAGAAACCAGUCAGUCGGCGAGGCAGAGGAACAGGCUGCGGAGGAAAUGAUGCAACCUACAACUUCUGUGCAGCCGGAGGAUGCUUUCUAGACACAGAGAUGCUGUUUGUAAAGCAGGGAUUCACACACAUUCAUGCCAAAGAUCACCUCAAUAAACAAAGACCGGAAGCAGAGAAACUACAAACACACCUUUCAACAGCUCCAAAGGAGG
This is a messenger RNA of Micropterus dolomieu (smallmouth bass), 1264 nucleotides long. RefSeq names its product G protein-coupled receptor 171 (gene gpr171). Gene Ontology annotation, cellular component: membrane. Gene Ontology annotation, biological process: G protein-coupled receptor signaling pathway. NCBI's taxonomy places the organism in Eukaryota, Metazoa, Chordata, Actinopteri, Centrarchiformes, Centrarchidae. The coding region runs from base 107 to 1144 and encodes 345 amino acids. Gene Ontology annotation, molecular function: G protein-coupled purinergic nucleotide receptor activity. The transcript is spliced from 5 exons. The record is from RefSeq and is a predicted model, not a curated record.